This is a messenger RNA of Tyto alba (common barn owl), 727 nucleotides long. RefSeq names its product phosphomevalonate kinase (gene PMVK). Gene Ontology annotation, molecular function: phosphomevalonate kinase activity. Bases 43 to 621 code for a protein of 192 amino acids. The transcript has 5 exons. Gene Ontology annotation, cellular component: cytoplasm. Lineage: Eukaryota; Metazoa; Chordata; Aves; Strigiformes; Tytonidae. The record is from RefSeq and is a predicted model, not a curated record. Gene Ontology annotation, biological process: isopentenyl diphosphate biosynthetic process, mevalonate pathway; cholesterol biosynthetic process.
GGGGGGGGGGGGGGGGAGAGGGGGGCGUGGCCGGGCGGGCGGAUGGCGGUACCGAGCGCGGUGCUGCUGCUGAGCGGGAAGAGGAAGUCGGGGAAAGAUUUCGUGGCCGAGGAGCUCCGGAGCCGGCUGGGCCCCGACGUGUGCACGGUCCUGCGCCUCUCCGGGCCCCUCAAGGAGCAGUAUGCCAAGGAGCACGGCCUUGACUUCCAGAGGCUGCUGGACGCCAGUGCCUACAAGGAGACGUACCGGCAGGACAUGAUCCGCUGGGGCGAGGAGAAGCGCCGCGCCGACCCUGGGUUCUUCUGCAGGACGGCGGUGCAGGGUGCGGCGCAGCCGGUGUGGGUGGUGAGCGACACGCGGCGCCUCUCGGACGUGGAGUGGUUCCGGGAUGUCUACGGGGACGUGGUGCAGACCGUGCGGGUGGUGGCCACCGAGGAGAUGAGGAAGAGGAGGAACUGGGUCUUCGUCGCCGGGUCUCACCCAGGGGUGGAUGACGCCGAGUCCGAGUGCGGCCUGGACCAGGGAGUGGCCUUUGACUGGGUGAUCACCAACAACGGGGACGAGGCAGCGCUGGACGAGCAGCUGGAGACGCUGCUGCAGUCGCUCCGUGGGCGGCUGUAGCUCGGUGACCCUCUUGGGGACUCUGUGUGUGUUGUGUGUGUCCCCCCCCCCGGCAUCCCCCCUCCCUGCCCUGCAAAUAAAGCUCUGACACGGAGAACCACUGCCA